This is a messenger RNA of Protopterus annectens (West African lungfish), 3082 nucleotides long. It is a transcript of the gene ZNF511, whose product is annotated as zinc finger protein 511. The record is from RefSeq and is a predicted model, not a curated record. Lineage: Eukaryota; Metazoa; Chordata; Ceratodontiformes; Protopteridae. Bases 879 to 1748 code for a protein of 289 amino acids. The transcript is spliced from 6 exons.
AUUUUCAGGGAUAGUGUUUUAACGUCGAUUUUCAUAUACAAUAUUCUCAGCUGUGUUGUACCUCUCAUUACGCAUAUUGGCAGGCAGCUGCCGCAAAGACUAAAGUUGCAAACUGUAGCUCCUGCGAGACAGAGUUUGCUCACUUCAUUCCAGGUCCCCUCUGAAAACGGACUGUUUGUCCAAUGAGAGUUAAGUGGCUUCUAAGACUAUUUUAGCGUUUGCAUGCCUCGCAUAAUUUAUCUCCUUUAGAGUACACCUUCUGGAUGAAGGAGGAAUGGGCGUGGUCAAACAAAAUUUUCGCAGUGUGCGCUAAUUAUAAUUAAUACAGUGAUCACUAAACAAUAUUAGUACCACUGCACAGAUUUCUCCGCCUAUAUCAAACAUUAACACCGACCAGCUUAAAAAUCAUAGCAGCGGGUCAGUGACAGAAAUCUUUGUACAAGCUUAGUUUGUUCAUUUAAGUGGGCACCAGUGUCGCAGGAAUAUUAAAUCUGCGGAAUAAAAUGAAAGCACUCAAACUACACUCUUAAAAUUAGACAAGUAUAACAAAGCAAACACAACAUUCAUCUUGUCGUGUGAAGUAAAUACUGACAGUGAUCAAAUCUAAGGGGCACUAUUUUCGCUGUGGGACCGGAAGAGCAUUUCCCAUACUUCUGAUUCGUCAGAGAAGUAAAUAGUGCCUUUUUGAUAAAGUUCGCAUACAUUUCGUACUACUUUGGUUUAGAAUUACUGACCCACCCAGGCAGUAAUGACAACAAACAAACUGAGUAACUUUUGUGCAUUGAUUGAUGACAAACGAUUUACUUGAUAAGUUGCUGCUGGAUAUAGUCACAAAUGACUAAAUGCAUCCAAAAUAAAUGAUCAGAUAGAAAAAGACAAUGCUUUUGUCUCCAGAACUGCUUUCAUUACUUACGGAGAGACAUAAUACUGCCGUCUGCUUACAGACAGUGAAGGAUAUUCCAGCUAAGCAGCUUACUCGGGAUUUGAUGGUCAAGACUGGAGCUGUUGAUGGACUGGAAGAGAGCAACUCAGCAUUUACAUUCGCUUCAAAAAGGGUAUUUUUAAAGACGACAGAGGACUUCUUCGAGGAUGGUGAUAUUCACAGACAUUUCUACUUGCAGGAUUCCGUAAGUGUGGCUCCCGAGGUGGAGAUACCAAAGGUGUCUGAUUUUGGCUGUCACAUUGCUGGUUGCUGUCAGGUGUUUGACACUCUGGAGAGUUAUGAACAUCACUAUAACACACUUCACAGGAAUGUCUGUGCUUACUGUAAACGAUCCUUCCCCACUGCCCACCUCCUGGACAUCCACAUUCCAGAAUGGCAUGACUCUUUCUUCCAGGUACUGGCAGAGAAACAGAACAUGUAUCGUUGUUUAGUCGAGAGUUGUAAGGAGAUGUUUAAAACAAGCAAGGAAAGAAAAGAGCACUUGAUGAAUAUUCAUACAUAUCCUUCAAAUUUUCGAUUUGACAAACCUGUGAAAAUUAAAAGCCCAAGUAAGCAAGAUAAACAUUCUAAAAAGCUGGAGGCACCAGCUGGCAUGGCUAUGGAUGUUCCACUAGCAGCCCCAGAAGAUUCUGGAGUCGAUUCAAUGGAGGUGUGCCCAUCUGAGCCAGUGGAUACAGCAGAGACUUCUCAGCCUGUAAAGGAAAAUAUUAGUGGCAUUUCAGUAAAAGUAAAACCAAAGGUCCCAGCUACAAUUUGCUUUGGCCAUGGUUCGGUAAGAGGUUUUAAAGGUGCAAGAAGAAAAUAGCUAAUUCAGCAGAAGAAAGUUAUAUAACUAGUGUAUAACUGGAUACAGUUUGUGAGCAAGCUGAAGUGGUGUAAAGCAGGUGUAACCUGCAUGGGUGGUGUGUUGCACUAACACGUGGAAGAAUCGGGUUUACAUCCAGACUGCUGCUGCUUCCGCUUCUGAUUUGAUUGUGCCUGUUCUUUUAUAAAGAGGUGCUGUAGUAAUGAAGGAGGAGAAAUGUGUAGCUGUACAGGUGUGCUGACCGGUGUGAUGGAGCAGAAAUACUGGUUUAGCAGUGGAUGGUAUUAUAACUGCCAUUGCAUAAACGAAAGUCCAAGAGUGUGAAUCAGGCAUUCAGCAUGGAUAAAUGCACAGGGUAAAAGGAAGACGGCUGUGGCUAAAAUAAAUAAUGACUCAUUGGUGACAUUCAUUCAAAUAUUGACAAGUACUCCAGGCUUACUGCAGGUACAUGCUGCUAUUUGCAGCACAAAGCCUGAAGGAGAUGAGAAAACUCCAAUGUGAUGAAUUUUGGAAAGGGCUGUGUUUUGAAAACCAGGAGCGUCAUGCAGGAGUUUGUUGAUCUUUGGAAUAUAUCCAUUUAUGUUUCAUUCAAAUAUGUAUAUUUUUUUUAAUUCAGAGUUGGAGUUUGUGCAGUGGUCAGUAUGCUCACUAGGCAUAUGCCUGGUUUGCUUAGUUGUCACUGAGAGUUGGAGUGAAAUGGAAUGCAUUUAAUGAAAAGAAUACCAGCGAGCUAGUGCUUUUCUUUUGCCACAUUAAUAGCUUUCCGUUUACUGUACAUCACAUUCCUUUCUGCUCAUGUCUGCAGUUGUCACGUCCGCUGUCUAUAACCAAAAAUUAUAUUGGUGUUCCCAGUGAAACAUUGUUUUCAUGUAUUACAUUUUCCUCUGGUACCUUUUUGUGUGCCUUCUUACACAGAUUUUAAGAUUUAACUUUGUUGAUUCUUUUUCAGUUCUAGGCAGCCAAAAAUGAACUUCUCUUUGUACUUUGAGUAUAUUCCUUAAUUCGUCCUUUACCAUAUUAACAUUUCUAGAUCGUCAUUGUCUGGAUUAUUAAAAAUUGUGACAGUUCUAUAUUCAGGUGUUAGAAGAAAAUUUAGAUUUAAGUUUUCUUUAUUAGUGACUUUUUUAUUCUUAAGUACCUGCAUAUGGCAGAGGUUCAAGUUUCAGAGGUGGCAUUACCGAAAUGCAGUAAUUUCCCUAUCAAUUAUGUUCAGACAUAAAGGAAAUUUGCAAGAUGACAGUUUAUCUUCUGCAGCACAGCUAUGUAUAAUUGAGUGUAAUGCUUUAUUUGCUGUAAAAUGUUUAAGCAAAAUUAAAUAUUUUCUUUAAAAGUAA